This is a messenger RNA of Diceros bicornis minor, 3603 nucleotides long. RefSeq names its product C-type lectin domain family 4 member G-like. The annotation marks the transcript as partial. The record is from RefSeq and is a predicted model, not a curated record. Lineage: Eukaryota; Metazoa; Chordata; Mammalia; Perissodactyla; Rhinocerotidae. The transcript is spliced from 3 exons.
UUGACCUUGGCCUCUUCUCUGUGGCUCCGCCCCUGGCCCGAGGGUCCACUCCCUUCCCCCAGUCCUCUCCGUCCUCUCCACCUGGGGGCAAUCCCCCUCUUUGACCCUCGCCACCCCGCAGGCUCCUGCGAGCAGUGCCCCGCGUCGUGGCUGCCCUUCCAGGGCUCCUGCUACCUUUUCUCCGAGCUAAAGGCCCCAUGGGAUGAGGCCCAGCGCCAGUGCGAGGGCGCCGGCGCUCACCUGGUGAUUGUCCGAGGCAUUGAAGAGCAGGGCUUCCUGAGUCGGAACACGCGAGGCCGCGGUUACUGGCUGGGCCUGAGGGCCGUGCGCCGCGGGAGCAAGAUCCAGGGCUACCAGUGGGUGGACGGAGUCUCGCUCAGCUUCAGCCACUGGAACCGGGGGGAGCCCAAUGACGCUCGGGGGCGCGAGGACUGCGUCAUGAUGCUGCGCACGGGGAUGUGGAACGACGCACCGUGUGACAACGAGAGGGACAACUGGAUUUGUGAGAAGAGGCAGAGCUGCUGACCCCGCCCAGUGGCCCCGAGCCACGCCCACCGCCGCACGUGCGCUUUUUGAGCUGCUCGCGGCUACGGAUCCGCCCACCGCCGUGGAUUUUUUGUUUUCCCACCAACCGCAACUGACAACCACCCUGCGCAACCCAGCCCGGUGCAGUGCCUGCGCUCUGGAACCUCUGCUCCAACUUACCUGCGACCCCUCGCACAGGGACCUCACCUAGCCUAGGCUUCCCCGGCUCCAAAAUCCCAGCUCCUUGGCCCAUGAUCUCACCCCACCUCUCUCUCUAGCCAAGGCCGGCUGACUGAGAUGGAGCGGUCUGGUUUGCUUGCAUUUUCCCCAGACUGGGAGGCCUCCAAGAUAGUGGUAUGUGAGCUGUCUUUGCUGCCCUAGGGAGCAUCAAUAAAAGUUUGAGAAAUGAAUCUUGGUUUCUGGCUGUAAGGAGCUGUUCUAAGCUUUAUCCCAGAGACCCUGAUGAUCCCUGUGAUUGUCCCGGACCUCCCUGAGUGACUCCAGGCCCUACGAUGCCAAAAAACCCAGGAGUAACCUGCUCCGGGCGAGGAGGGCUGUAGGGCACUGGGGACACAGGAACGAGUCAGACCCAGUCGUUACCCCCCAGGACCCCCUCAUUCUGGUCUAGCUGGACACAGAGACCCUGUGAGCAGUGACUCAAUGGAGGCAGGCAUGAAGGAGUGACAGCUGACACAUUUGGAGGAGCCACUUUUGUCCUCAGGGACAGGGACUGUGCUGACAUACUACAGUGGUGGCCCCUUUCCUUGAGGAGACUGGCACCCCCUUGUGGAGAUGACAGGCAGCCUGAGACAAGACCCUGGUGCAGGUGGGAGACGGGUUUGCCAGGAUCUGAUGAGCAGGUCCCUUCUGUCUCAGGCACCUAGCUUCUGUGACCACUGGGUGGGACAAUCAGGAAAUACAUCCCAGCACAGAUGGGCUUUCCAGGAACAAUGGGAUUUCAGCAUGUGGAGCUGGGAAGGGAGGGCUUUGCAGGCAGAGGGUGUUGGAAGGUGUUGAGUAUGGCUGAGCACAUUUGGGGGUGCGGGGUGCACGGAGCCUGGAUGUAUCAACUGGGGACUUUUGAUCUGAAUUCAGCCACCACUCCCAACGAUUCCUGAUUCCAUCCUGGGGACCUAGGGCUCUCCUAGAAUUUCCGGUGGAGAGGAGUACAAUGAAGGGGAAUGGCAGGCUAGCAGCCUUUAGUUUGGGGCAGAACUGAAUCCAGAACAAAAGGCGACUGGGAGCUCCCUGGUUGUGCAGCCCCGAGAGCAUCGACUGAGCAGGAAAGGAGACAACACCACCCACCCUCCCAGGCCAGGUGGACCUUUCACUGCUGUAACCACACAAACCCCAAGCCUUCUCUGGGCCUCUACAAGUGCAGCCCAGAGCCAGGCACUGACCAGACCCAGGAGCUGCCUGACUCCUGGACAGACAGUAUAUGUAGUGGAAUGUCGGCCACACUGACGGACUUCCAGACAGGCAGCUGGAGGAGUGUAUGAGUUUCCUAAUGCUGCUGGAACAGAUGACCACCAGCUUAGUGGCUUAAAAGAACACACAUUUAUUCUCUUACAGUUCUGAGGGUUAGAAGUCCAAAUUAGUUUUAGUGGGAUGAAAUUAAGGAGUCAUCAGGGCCAGGCUCCCUCUGGAGACCCAGGGAAGAAUCCAUUUCCUUGAUUUUCCAGCUUCUAGAGCUGCGUUCCUCGCAUUCCUCAGCCAAUUGCCCCUUCUUCCAUUUCAAACCAGUAGAGUAGCAUCUUGCUCCCUGCCAGGAACAUAGGACAAAGACCCAUGAAAUUCUUUAAUAUAUUACAUCUUCCUAACAUGAAAUCCUUAAUCACAUCUGCAAAAUCUCUGUUGCCAUAGAAGGCAACAGUCAAGGUUCCAGGGGUUAAGACAUGGAAUCUUUGGGGGCCACUGUGCAGCCUCACACGAGACAUAACCAGAUGACAAACAGAUUCACAGGUGGGGCAGCAGCCAAUACCUGCCUGGUGGCCUACGUGCUUGGUGAGCUGGGUCAAUGGUGUGGAGGACUCACGGAUUCUAGUCUCACUUCCUGACAUUCACAUGGAGACUCCUGGCCAAGUGAGGAGCAAGAGAGACACACUGAUAGCCAGACUUUCUGCCUGUCAGGUUGACAGCCGACAAUCAGACUGAAGUUGUAGUGACAGAAAUACAGCAGCACAGGUGGGCAGAAGGGUCCCAGGCAGCUCUCCUGGGGAUUCAGCUGAGUGAGUGCUGGCUACGUGUGAGACAGAAGGAAGAGAGCCCGGAGCCGCUGGGGGAUCUUCCAUGGACCUGGCAUCGUCAGAUCAAGUCCUCUAGCUCCUGGUACUCCAGGUUCACAGACAGGGGUCCAGGACCCAAGAGAGCCCUAGGUCAGGAACCCAGAGAGCAAGGUGGCUGGCCUAGAGACCCCCAUCCUGCCCUCUGCACUCCUGGUCAGCUCACAGGCUCUGCCUCCCAGCCACCUGGCUCUAACCUGCCAGCAUUCAGCAGGUACAUGGAGACCCUGAAUGAGAGGGUCAGAGUCAUGUUCCCCCCUCUUAGACUCUUGGCCCCACAUCUUCCUCUCUCCAAGAUUCAACCUCCCUGGGGAGAAAAGGGAGCUAUAACCGAACCCUAAUACUGGAACAGCCUUUGACCUUCAGUUGGCUUUUGUUGUCCUGGAGAGUCAGUCUUGCCAGAAAGACUGUAUUGUACAGGCUCACAGGUGGAGCCUGGACACAGAGAAGCCCUGUGAUGUUUCCCUGGGAGCCUGGCUGAGCCGGGUCAGCAGUCUCAAAGACAGACUCCCUUUCCUGGAGACACUAGAGGCCCUGAGAUAGCCCCAUAGGAUCUGAAAUGUACCUGCGUGUCUGAGACCCACCAGCAAUUGUGAGAACACCAUGAUAGGCCCAUAGUAGGCAGAAUGACAAACUCUCAAAUUGUCCGGGUCCUAAUCCCCCUGAACCUAUGAGUAUGUUACCACAUGGCAGAAGGGACUUUGCACAUGGGAUUAUAUUAAGGGCCCUAAGGUGGGGAGAGGAUCCUGGAAUAUCCAGGCUGCCCAAUGUCAUCACAGGGGCCCUUAAAAUUGAA